AUGGCCGCCCACGCCCACCACCACUACCAUGCUCACGCCGAGUCGACGCCGCUCAUCCACGCCUCGCGCAACGCCGCCCUUGCUGACCAGCGCCGCCGCCGCGAGAACCGGACCUGCCGCCGCUUCUUCCUCAUCGCCGUUUCCUGCAUCGCCCUCUGGGGCCUCUUCUCCUUCUUCUUCCACGCCCUGUUCGUCUGGCCCUACCACUACCACCGCCCCCACGACGGCCGCCACUCGGCCAGCGACCGCGACGGCGGCGGCGUCCUGACCUAUGACCAGCUCAAGGCCAUCCUUCUCGACACGCCCAACUCUGAAAAGGCCCGCGAAUGGAGCAAGUACUACACCGCUGGCGCCCACCUUGCCGGCAAGAACUUUUCCCAGGCCGACUGGACCCGGCAAAAGUGGGAGUCUUGGGGCGUCUCCUCUAGCAUUGCCGCCUACGAUGUCUACAUCAACUACCCCGUCGACCACAGCCUGUCACUGCUCAAAAAGGCCAAGGGCCAUUCCGGCGCCUGGGACGUUGCCUUUAAAGCCUCCCUCACCGAGGAUAUCCUCGACGAGGACCCCACCAGCGGUUCGCCCGACCGCAUCCCGACCUUUCACGGCUACUCGGCCAGCGGCAACGUGACGGGCCAGUUCGUCUACGUCAACUACGGCACGUACGCCGACUACGAGGACCUGGUCCGCGCGGGCGUCGAUCUGCGCGGCAAGAUUGCCGUGGCCAAGUACGGCGGCAUCUUCCGCGGCCUCAAGAUCAAGCGCGCGCAGGAGCUCGGCGUCAUCGGCGUCCUCAUCUACAGCGACCCGGGAGACGACGGCGAGCUCACCGAGGAAAACGGCUACAAAGCCUAUCCGCACGGCCCCGCGCGUCAGCCCAGCAGCGUCCAGCGCGGCAGCGUCGAGUUCCUCAGCACCCGCCCGGGCGACCCGACCACCCCCGGCUACCCCUCCAAACCCGGCGCCCCGCGCGCGCCCCCCAACGACGUCAUCCCAGAGAUCCCCUCUAUUCCAAUCUCCUACGUCGACGCCCUGCCCAUCCUCAGGGCUCUCAACGGCCACGGACCCAAUGCGAGCGACUUUGGCAAUCCCUGGACGCGUAACCUCGGCCUCGUCCACAAGGGCGUCAAAUACAACGUCGGCCCGUCCCCCGCCCACCUCGCCCUCAAUCUCUACAACGAGCAAGAGUACGUCACCACCCCGCAGUGGGACGUUAUCGGCAUCGUCAACGGCACUGUCCCCAACGAGGUCAUCAUCAUCGGCAACCACCGCGACGCCUGGAUCGUCGGCGGCGCCGGCGACCCCAACAGCGGCUCCGCCAUCCUCAACGAAGUCGUGCGCAGCGUUGGCGUCGCCCUCGAGGCCGGCUGGCAGCCGCACCGCACCAUUGUCUUUGCCUCGUGGGACGGCGAGGAGUACGGCCUCAUCGGCAGCACCGAGUGGGUGGAGGAGUACCUCCCCUGGAUCGACGACGCCAACGUAGCCUACAUCAACGUCGACGUCGGCGCCGCGGGCCCCGUCUUCCAGGCGUCGGCUGCGCCGCUGCUCAACCAGGUUCUACGCGACGCCACCCGUCUCGUGCCCUCGGCCAACCAGACGGUCCCCGGCCAGACUAUUGGCGACGUCUGGGACGGCCGCAUCAGCACCAUGGGCAGCGGCAGCGACUUUACCGCCUUCCAGGACUACGCCGGCGUGCCCUGCAUCGACAUGGGCUUCAAGGGCGGCCCGCGCGACCCCGUCUACCACUACCACUCCAACUACGACAGCUUUGCAUGGAUGGAAAGUUUUGGCGACCCGGGCUUCCGCUACCACCGCAGCAUGGCCCAGCUCCUCGGCCUCCUCGUGGCCGAGCUCGUCGAUAACCUUGUCAUUCCCUUUCAGGCCGCCGAGUACGCCGACGCCCUCGGCACCUACCUCGAUCAGGUCGAGAACAAGCUGCGCCACUACGACUACCGCGACGGCGACGACAACAACCACCAUGCCGCAAUUGACUUUGCGAGCAUGGACGACGAGACGCUAUUUCUUGAACGCGGCCGCGUCGGCAGCUUCCAAGCCAAAGACGACGUGGUGACGGUCAACGCCGACGCCUUUUGGACUAGUCUGAGAGAUAUGCGCCUGUCGCUGGCGCGCUUCCGCAUCGUCGCCGGCGAGCUGGACGAGCAGGCCGAGCACGCGCGCGAGGCUCUGGACCGGGGCCUGCCGUGGUGGAACAUUGUCGGCAAGAUUCGCCUCGGCGUCACCAUUCUCCUCGUCAACCACAAGUACAAGGAGCUCGAGCGCUACUUUUUGUUCGAGGGAGGCUUGGACGGCCGUAGCUGGUUCAAGCAUGUCGUGUUUGCGCCGGGUCUGUGGACCGGCUACGCUGGUGCCGUUUACCCCGGAUUGAUGGAGAGCAUCGAUGCCAAGGACUACAGCAACGGCCUCAAGUGGUCUGGCAUCAUCAACAAGUGCAUUCGCAGAGCGACCAAGAGCCUACAGUAG
This is a messenger RNA of Beauveria bassiana ARSEF 2860, 2478 nucleotides long. RefSeq names its product PA domain-containing protein. The transcript is spliced from 3 exons. Gene Ontology annotation, molecular function: carboxypeptidase activity. Bases 1 to 2478 code for a protein of 825 amino acids. The record is from RefSeq and is a predicted model, not a curated record. NCBI's taxonomy places the organism in Eukaryota, Fungi, Ascomycota, Sordariomycetes, Hypocreales, Cordycipitaceae.